Messenger RNA from Stomoxys calcitrans (stable fly), 2768 nucleotides. RefSeq names its product molybdopterin synthase catalytic subunit-like. Lineage: Eukaryota; Metazoa; Arthropoda; Insecta; Diptera; Muscidae. The transcript is spliced from 12 exons. The record is from RefSeq and is a predicted model, not a curated record. Gene Ontology annotation, biological process: Mo-molybdopterin cofactor biosynthetic process. The coding region runs from base 95 to 1252 and encodes 385 amino acids. Gene Ontology annotation, cellular component: cytosol.
GACGCCGAAAAUUGAAAAGUUCAAACAAGUUUGCUUAUUUUUUAAUAAUCCUCAGUUUCAACAAAGUUUACUUGCUUCACUAGCCUCAAAAAGUAUGAACUAUUUAUUGCUUACUCGCGAUGCCUUGGAUAUUGGCUCAAUUACUGAAUUAGCCUCAUCGGAGGUAUGCGGUUCAACUUCCUUAUAUGUGGGAAUGGCACGAGGCUCUUUGGGAGGGAAAAAUUUACUUUCCCUAGAGUUUGGAGCAUCUGAGGCAAUGGCGGAAAAGGAAAUGGAAAACAUUUGUGGUGAGCUACGUUUUCGUUGGCCGAAUAUUGUAAAUAUUGUAAUAUAUCAUCGCAUCGGUUUGGUACCAUUGGGAGAAGCUUAUGUUGCCAUUGCCAUAUCGCAUACUUCACAACAAAGCAAAGCUUCGCUAGAUGUUGUAGGCAUUACAAUGGAUGAAUUAAAAGCGCGAGUUCCUAUUUGGCGGAAGGAAAAAUACGAUACGGACGACAGUUUUACUAUUUGUGCAGAAGGCCAAACGGAUAAAUUUGAUGAAAACUUAUGUGGCAUACAAGAUGCUAAUCCACUUCCUUCGAAGUUUGUGCAAAUUUCCGCAAACGAAACGGAAAUUGUUCGACGAAUUCAAAGUUUCAUCGAAAGAAAGCGUGACGAAAUCGAUCUUAGUAAUAUUGUGGACUAUAUAAGACCCUCAAGUUUGGAGGAAAUGAAGCAGGAUAUAAAUAGUGAAAACUGCCAAGUGGACUCAUGUGCUCGCAUAAAUGGUACAAUCAUAAAACAAGAAAAUUCUAAGUGUCAUUUGAAAAUUCGAAAAACUGAUAAUAAAAUGGGCCCACAAAUGCAGCAUGAUUAUUUAUAUGCAUUGGACAAUCUUAUGGAAAGUUCCGCAAUACCCCAAAUAAAACAAGAAAAUUUACACGAUUGGCAAUGUGCUACGGAUACAAAACAAAUAUUAUUGGAGAGAGCUCGUAAUAUUGAAGAACAUUUGAAUAUACGAGAUUGUGGCAAAAAGAAUAUUUAUCAAAGAUUAAAACUCAUAGAGGAUCGUUUACUAUAUCUAGAAUCAAUAUCACCGGAAUAUCGUCAUGUGUUGUUUGCUAAACCCAUAGAAAGUAAAGACUCUACAAUUGCCUCAGAAACAUAUAGUGCUGGCUUAAAACAUUCACCUAAUGUCAAGCGUGGACCUUGUAAAGUGUAUGAUAUAGCAGAAAUCGAUCAAAUAAUUGAAGCUGAAUCUCAACGAAUAUAAAGAUGCAUGUGGACAACGCCUCUAGCUAAAUUCGUUGUAUACCUUACGGGGUUUCUAUUGACACAACCUGUAGCAUACAUUAGGGGACUUUUAUUAGCACCGCAGACGUUGUGCGUCCCAAAUUUUGAGUAGCCCAAUUGCUUACUUUGAGUCAGCUGUCAUUCACAAUAGCUAAGCAGAGAAUAUGUUAUCAAAAAAGCCAUCUGCUGAACCAGCUGUAUCUAGCCCACCCUAAUAUCAUGAGAUUUCAAAAAACAAAUUUGUUCAAUGGCAAUGACAUCACACUGCACCUGACAGCACCAUUUGAACUGGCAGCGGCAUUGGGUGGUGCGUCGGAUCUGUUGGGUAUUGUAGCCACGCUCACAACAGAGCAAAUCACAGCUUUGAAGACCAUGCAAGGUGCGAUUACAAACACGACCCUGGGUACCCUGAACGCCCUCCUGCGCAUUUCGUUCGCAGUAAUUGGGCGAUGUUUGCAGAUAAACCAAAUCCAUGCGUUUGGGAUAAUUCAUCACUUUGCCGGCACGAUUUUUUCUAUGCAACACCAAAAAAACAAAGAGGAGAAGGAAAGAGAAAAUGGUAAUUAACAACUUAAGAGACUAUUUGGAGGCUGUUCAGGCUGUGUUUUUUUGUUUCAGUUCAUCACAGUUGGAUCACGAAUCAGUUCCAUCGACAACGAAAGGAAAAGCUUCCUUGGGCUAUUUGACCCACGAUAUUUGGGUUUCGUUAACAGGAGAAACCCAAGAUGCAACCGCCACCUCCAAACGUAAUGCUGCAUAAAAUAUUGUGGCAUUGUCAUUCCAACGAAAUAUGUCUUUCAUCCGCUCAACAUUUAGUAUCCAUUCACGGAAAGUCACUGAAUCUUGACGUGAUGGAUUAAACACAGAAAUCAGUCUUCUGCAUUCUUCAAUUCCACACCACAUAGCUCCGGAUCACACAACUUCUUGAUACGGCUGUUUAUUACUGUCUAUUGAACGUGCAUAACAACAAUCAAGGACAGCCGCAUCGACAAGAUAACAUUCAUAAUAGAAACUCAGAAAGCAGGUUUCAACACUCUAAAUUUCUCCCGAACAUCUUCUUCGUUUGGAACGUCUUUGCGACAAACAAGUCUUUUUUAUUCGUCCAAAAUAUAAUGGAAAACAUUUGAGGAAAAGUAAAAACUAGUUGGCCAUCACCGCGAGGAAGACACAUCUUGUUGGCGCCACAUUAUUAUUGCCACGCAUUUUCCAUUUGGCCACAUACUCCGCAGGCCAAGGUUCUCAUCUGGUUUUGUUCGAUUAGAAGCUCAAACUCGUACUUAAAAGUACGCCCAAACAUUUUCAAGAGGCGAUCAACCAAUUUUUUUCUCUUUUUUAAUGGAGUACCAAAUACCGAGCUCAAAAGCACUGUAACUGGAUUAAAGGGCACAAUCUUCAAUUUUUGAUGCAAAAACAUUUUUUUGAAUUUAAAAAAAUUAAAGUACUCUGUAGUCCGAAAUUCAAAGACAAUUCGUAAAAUAAACAGAAUUAUUUACAAU